This is a messenger RNA of Terrapene triunguis (Three-toed box turtle), 1383 nucleotides long. RefSeq names its product shiftless antiviral inhibitor of ribosomal frameshifting (gene SHFL). The annotation marks the transcript as partial. The transcript has 6 exons. Gene Ontology annotation, molecular function: ribosome binding; sequence-specific mRNA binding. Gene Ontology annotation, biological process: innate immune response; viral translational frameshifting. The record is from RefSeq and is a predicted model, not a curated record. Lineage: Eukaryota; Metazoa; Chordata; Testudines; Emydidae.
AAAGUGGUGGAGAAACUGAAGCAAGAAGAGGAGCAACAGAAACAGAAACCCAGCCUCGACUGUGAGAGCGACAAGGACAUCGAGGCCAUAGCCCAGCAGCUGAAGGUGCUGCCCCUGACGGAGCGGAACCUGCGCAUGUUCGACCACGCCAGACGCAACCUCAUCCCCUCGGCCGAGCGCCAGUUCGCCUGCCAGGCCUGCGACAGCGCCUGGUGGCGCCGUGUGCCCGAGAGAAAGCAGGUGUCCCGCUGCCGGCUGUGUGGGAAGCGCUACGACCCGGUGCCCUACGACAAGAUGUGGGGCACGGCCGAGUUCCACUGCCCCUCCUGCAACCGCAGCUUCAGGGGCUCAGCGCAGAUGGGCAUGGCCUCUCCCUGCUUCAUCUGCAGCACCCGCGUGCUGCCCGACUGCAUCCUCUCACCGCACCAGGUUGCCGGGGCCCGGAGCCGCAACCCCCACUCCUGCUACGCUGAGGACUGCUACAACCGCCGAGAGCCCCAUGUGCCCGGCACCCACUGCGUCCACCCCCGCAGCCGCGCCAAGAACAGGCUCCCCAAGGUGCUGUUCGCCAGCCUGGAGCACCAGAGCACCGGCUCCACCGUGGCCACCUGCCUGAGCCAGGGCAGCCUGGCCCAGUGCGACCUGGACGAGCUCCUCCUUGAAGACCUGGCGGAAGAGAGCGAGGGCUCCGAGGACUAGCACCCCUGCUGGCCCGGGGCCCCUCUGCCCCAGGGCUCUGUUUGCACUUUAUCCUUCUCUCGGCUUUUCUCGCCCGGCCAGGCCAACCCGCUCCUCCGAGCAGGUGGGGGCCCUCUCUGGGGCGGGGCAGGGGCCUGUCUCUGCCCAGCCCUGGGGGAAGCUGCACGCCAGCCUGGUGCUGCCGGGGCCCGCGGGUGCAGGGCCUGGCACUGGAUCUUUUCCUCUCCCUUAAUUAUUCUGUGUAACUCUUACAGAACCAGGGUCCGGAGUGCCCCAGGGGUCCCCUCCCCGAUCCCGGGAGCCAGGGCCUGGAUUUCGGCUGAUUGCCGGCUCCCUUGUAUCUCUGUAUUUUCAACGAGCUGCUGCUGGCUCUGGCCCUGGGCUUGCAGCAUUGACCAAAGCCGAGCGGCUGGACGGGGGUAGGCCGGCUGCCCCUGGGACCAAGCAGGGCGGGCGCAGGGGACAAUUCUCCCCGUGGCCCUGCCAAAGACGCUGCCCUCGCCCCUUUCCGCAGCAGGCUCGGCUGUGCCAGCCUGUCUGUCCUGUGUCUGUCUGCUCCGGGCACGAGUCAGCUUUAACCCUAAGUGCCCAUCCUCCCCUGCCGCCCCGCGUGGGGGUUGCUGGGAGACGCCCGUCACUGUGGUUACAGUUUCUUAGCCGCCUUUUUAUAAACUGAAUAAAGAA